Triticum dicoccoides is the source of this 765-nucleotide messenger RNA. RefSeq names its product lachrymatory-factor synthase-like. The transcript is spliced from 2 exons. NCBI's taxonomy places the organism in Eukaryota, Viridiplantae, Streptophyta, Magnoliopsida, Poales, Poaceae. Bases 125 to 652 code for a protein of 175 amino acids. The record is from RefSeq and is a predicted model, not a curated record.
UCCUCUCCCUCAUGAGUCGUGACCCUCGGUUCCUCGUCAUAUUCACCACGAUCCCGAGGUUGCACUUGCACGAGUAACGCACCUGACGGCGACACUAGCGAUCUAGCUGCGCAGGCGCCGGCACAUGGCGCCUCACGACCCGGAGAGUGAAACGGCGGCGCCCGAGUGGCGCGGCACCGUGCGCGCCGCGGCGGCGGGGCCGACGCCCGACCAGGCGUGGGCUCUGCUGGGAGACUUCUGCUCCCUCAACAAGUGGGUGUCGCUGGUGGAGACUUGCCGGAGGCUGGAAGGCGACGACGGCCGGCCCGGGUGCGUCCGGUACUGCGCGGCGCCGGUGAACAUGGCGGCGCCGGGGGAGGCGGUCGGCUGGUCCAAGGAGCGGCUCCUCGAGGUCGACGCCGCGGGGAGGUCCUACAGCUACGAGGUGGUGGAGACCAACAAGGGGUUCGGCAGGUACCGGGCGACCAUCGGCGUGGAGCCCGACCCGGCCGGGUGCGCGGUCAGGUGGUCGUUCGAGGCCGAUCCAGUCAAGGGGUGGACGCUGGAAGGCUUCGUGGGUUUCCUGGAGAAGCUCGCGCAUGGCGUCGCCAAGAGGCUUGAAGAGGAGAUCAUGGUGAACGUCGAUGGUGAUCCUGCUUUGCCAAUAUUUUGAUCUUGUUUUCCGCUUUUCCUAGUGAUACUGGCGACAGUAUGUUCGAUCACAAGUCCAUUCCAUUUUGAUUCAAAGCAAUUCCAUGGAAAUUUUGGAGAACUCUACUUGGGAAA